[Candida] anglica is the source of this 795-nucleotide messenger RNA. Lineage: Eukaryota; Fungi; Ascomycota; Pichiomycetes; Serinales; Debaryomycetaceae. The record is from the annotation of a GenBank genome assembly.
AUGUAUUCAAAAUCAGUUGCAGUUGGACUCUCCCUUAUGGUAGCUUCAUCUUAUGUUAUUGCUAUACAUAUUGGACAACCUAUGGGGCAAGAUCGGAAUGAUCCCAAGGUCAUUAAGGGUAGAAUGUUAAGAGUAUGUAUACUAUGUAUCUUACAGGCGAUCAUAUUACCUAUGAUACUUAUAAAAUUGGGCGCUUACAAUGAUUUUAAAUCAGUUUUAGUUAGUUUUGGAUUGAAAUUUCAAUUGUUUGAUACUCUUAAAUGCCUUCUACUGAUUUGUUUAUUGUACAUAGGACCCUUGAUAAAUCAUUUUUAUACAAUUGAUUUCCAUUUUGAAACUUUUUAUAAAGAUUUAUUUGCAGAAUUAACUCUGAUUUGGGGUAUUAGAGAUUUAAUUUUCGCUCCAAUUUCUGAAGAGUUUGUAUAUAGAUCUUUAGUAUUGUCUAUUUACAAACCAUUGAUAGGAAAUGGGGAAUCAUCAUUAACUCUGGUUAAAUUAUGGACUCCAUUUUUAUUUGGAAUUGCUCAUAUUCACCAUGGUUAUACCCUCUAUAAAGUGAAGAAAAUCCCCGCAUCAAUGGUUCUAUUCAAUGGAGCCAUGCAAUUGACUUAUACUACAUUAUUUGGGAUGUUGGUUAACAACUUCAUGUUGAAAAAUAAUAAUAUAUGGGGCUGUAUUGUUAUCCAUAGUAUUUGUAAUUGUAUGGGAUUCCCAGACUUCGAACCAGAAAUGCAUCCUAUUGCGUAUUAUAUAUUAUUGGUUUUAGGAUUGAUUAUGUUUUACUUUAGUUUAUAA